AACUGGGACCGCACCUUCACCAACCCGCGCUGCCCCAUCGCCCCCAAGCUGGGCGCGGGCCUGGCGGUGUUCCAGGGCCUGCAGGACAAGUACGACCCGGCGCGUGUGUUUGAGCCCGAGCUGUGGACGCGCGCCAUCAAGGGCGAGAAGUACUUCCUCAAGCCCAAGUGCGUGCUGAACCGCAGCUGCUACUGCGAGGCGGACGAGCACUGCGCGGACGGCUUCAAGUGCGUCCCCAGCGUGGCGUUCCCCGAGUACAAGGCGUGCCGCCCCAAGGCCAUGAACAAGAAGAUGUGA
Molecule: messenger RNA, 297 nt
Organism: Monoraphidium neglectum
Lineage: Eukaryota; Viridiplantae; Chlorophyta; Chlorophyceae; Sphaeropleales; Selenastraceae
Exons: 1
Source: RefSeq, a predicted model, not a curated record